Messenger RNA from Gaeumannomyces tritici R3-111a-1, 1731 nucleotides. RefSeq lists its product as hypothetical. Bases 1 to 1731 code for a protein of 576 amino acids. Lineage: Eukaryota; Fungi; Ascomycota; Sordariomycetes; Magnaporthales; Magnaporthaceae. The record is from RefSeq and is a predicted model, not a curated record. The transcript has a single exon.
AUGUGUCAACAGUUUCAAAAGAAAUACGCCCUUUGCAGCCACUCCCGCAAGACGACAGCGUGUCGCUGCAAAUCGAGAAUCCUCAGGCGGCUACGCAGCUUCAACAGGAGCGCCGUCGACGACUGCGAGGACCUGACCAUCUCGGAGACGGUAAUCACGAACGUGAUCUGCCCCGCCUGCGAGGAUGAGCAGCGCCGCGGGCGUCUGUCACGCGAGCUCUCCUCCUCCUCCUCCUCCAGCAGGACCGAGAGCAGACUUCAUGGGCAGAGCAGCCGCGGCACCAACACCAACAAGGAGCUGCCCCCGACACCGCCGCACCCACACACCAGCGCCGGAGCCGGAGUCGGAGCCGGAGCCCAGUCACAUACGGGCGGCGCCAGGCCUCUGGGCGUCGCCGCCACGGUCGCCCCGUCGUCGCUGGCCAGCGUCGGGACCGGAGAUCUGGUCGCGCUCGACCGCGGGACCUCCCGGGCCGUGCCGCUUGCCGCCCCGUCGCGGCCGGCGGUAGUCGUCAGCGUCGGCGGCGGCGGCGGCGCUUCGGAAAGACAGGCGACGGUGCACGGCCGGGCCACGUUGGACAUGGCAGGUACGUCCGGCGGAGCCACCGCCAGUGCGAGUGCAAGCGCUCGCAGGGUUGACCACAUGGCCACCACCACCACCACCACCACCAACCCCUUCACUGCCCGAGCGGCCACUGACCCGAGAACGUACAGGCCCGCCGCCCAGUCCCCAUGCAUGGCGGCGCUGGUCAAGCAGCGGAACGGGCAGUUCGGCGCCUACCGGGUCGGGAUGGAAACGGCGUCCGCCGACGUGUCGCGCCUCCUCCGCUGCCCACACUCCUCUUCGGGCGGCGGCGUACCUACAGGCUCGCGCGGCGGCCGCCGCGUCGACGAGACCCUGCCGGGCGUCACGCCCCACCCCGCCUCGUCGGGCGGCUCCUUCUUCCCGCAGUGGCAGCAACCCCGCGACAGCGGCAACAGCGCCAGGCCCGACAGCAGCAGCCCUUGCCCGCAGGCGGCGGCCGACGACGAGCCCCCAGCCAUGGUGCACGAGCUGGACACGGUGAGACCGGCCACCAGCAGUAGCAGCAGCAGCAGCAGCCACGACGACGGAGACGACGACGACGAGCCCGACUUCUCGCGUGGGCUCGACCGGUCCGACUCGCUAUUCCUGCCGACGGCGCGCGACCCGCUCUACAUCGCGACCGACAACCAGGCCGCCGUGACGAGCGCGACGGGCUUUUUGCCGCGGGAGCUGCUGGUGGGUCAACCCGUCAGGCGGGUGCCGGUACCGACACCGACGGCGAGGGCGGUGGCGGUGGCGGUGGCUCAUCCCGUGCACCCCGCCCCCGCCGCGGUCGACAACAGGACCAGCCUGCCCAGCGCGCGGCGGCAGGCGGAGCAGGAGCAGGAGCAGCGGGCCGUCACCUCCGGGAGCAGCAGCGCGCGGCGGUCGAACGCGUCGAGCCGGCGGGGACGGGCGGCGGGAUCCCCGCCGCCACAGCCGCAGCAGCACCACCACCACCACCACCGCGGCUACGGCCACGACCUGCAGGCGGGGACGGAGCCCAGAGCGCCCUCGGACGUGUGCCUGCAGUUCGCCGGUGUGGCAGCGAGCUACAGCACCGCUGCCGGCUCCGGCACCGGCUCCGGCACCGGCAUCGGCGCCGCCCCGAGGCGGCGGCCGUCGUGGCACACUGGCGACGACGACUGCGGCAUCUACAACGCGUAG